AUGCUUGCGAACCAAUGCAUUCUUUCACGCCUUCCACUAAUCUGCAGUGAAGCAUCUGGAAUCGCUCCUUCUGAUGCCUCUAACGAUAUUCCCCCUCGACCUCGAAUACCGCAACAGGCGCCGCUCAUGGCGGCGGCGGCGGUGGGCGCGGACGCGGGGGUGGCGGAGGACGCGGCUUCGAAGGCGGACGCGGUGGUGGAGGCGGCGGGAGCGGUGGUGGCGAGGCUGAACGGCACGGAGAUCACCAGCGCUGCUGGGGAUGUGAAUGCCACAGGCGUCAUCUCCCUCGCCGUCUUCCAGAGUGGCAGCGACUACAACAUUCGCUACGGCGUCAGCAUCCGCCUGACCGCCCCCGGAGCGCCUCUCUCCAUCGCCAUCAGCACCGGCGCUGCCGGCUCGGCUGACAGCGGCGCCGCCCUUCUCGAGUUCUCCGCAACCGAAGCAGCGUGGGCCAACAUAACUUGGAAUGGCACCCGCAGGGACUCCCGCGGCCGCAGGCACACCGCUCCCGUUCCGAAAUACUUUGGGUUUUUCCGCCCGGCUGCUCGUACCGGUUAUGUGUAUGGGUUCUCUGGUGUUUGGUAUAAUGCCACGCAGUACAGUAACUCUGAUGGGCAAAGCUAUUUCGAGGUGGCGAAUCUGCUCUUGGCGAACCCAGGUGGGUACUUUGGGAUUGUGAAGACUGAAGCAUUUGAGGAUGGAGCUGGCCGCGGUCAGUUUGCGAAUUUCACCCGCCCGACCCCCGACACGUUCUGGCAGCGCAGCUAA
Closterium sp. Naga37s-1 is the source of this 768-nucleotide messenger RNA. NCBI's taxonomy places the organism in Eukaryota, Viridiplantae, Streptophyta, Zygnematophyceae, Desmidiales, Closteriaceae. The record is from the annotation of a GenBank genome assembly.